GCAGAAGCAGCGACGAAGACUUGCGACUUCCUUCCUGUGUCCUUUUCCUGAACGUUAAGAUUUGUCAAAUGGAGAUGUUAAAAGUAAUGGAUUAUACAGUGGAGAACAUAGUCACGGUUCGUGAGUCACGAAACCGAUCAAUACAGUCUUUAACUCUACACAACCUAACCUAACUAAUGUCAACGCAUAGCGGAGAAACAAAGCGGCGUAUUUCCUCUUCUCUCCUUAAAAAUGAUUCUGUCGAGGUCGAAGCCUGCGUCUUCGAUUGGCGGGAAAAAAGCGACGGCGAGAAAGGAAGUUCCUUCCCUGGAAGAGUUUUUGCAAAAAAGAGAUUACACGGGCGCGUUGACUCUUUUGGAAUUUAACGGCAGUAUUAAAAAGACCGUCGACACAGACUUGUGGAUGGCUUACUGCGCUUUUCAUGCCGGAGAUUACAGGAAGGCGGCAAAACUCUACGAGAACUUGAAAAAAGAAGACGAGGGGCCGCCAGACGUGGCGACUAAUCUGGCGUGCUGCUUUUUUUACCUGGGAAUGUAUCCUGAGGCGGGAAAUCUUUUAAACGAAGCCCCGGAAAGUCGUCUGAAGACUCGACUGGUGUUUCAUUUGGCGCACAAAAUGGCGGACGAGGCGAGAUUAAUGGAGUGUCAUCGGAUGCUGCAAGAUGAUAUCGAGGACCAGCUCAGCUUGGCUUCUAUUCAUUAUCUCCAGUCGCAUUACCAGGAAGCCAUCGACGUUUACAAAAAGGUUCUCCUGGAAAGCAGGGAUUAUUUGGCGCUAAACGUUUACGUGGCUUUGUGCUACUACAAGCUCGAUUAUUACGACGUCGCUCAGGAAGUUCUUCAAGUUUAUCUGCAAAAAUAUCCAGACAGUGCUAUUGCGACCAAUCUGAAGGCUUGCAACCAUUUCCGGCUUUACAACGGAAGUGCGGCUCAGGCGGAAAUGAAGCAGCUCGUCGAUAAGAUCUCUAACUCCUUCAGCUUUGGCCAUGACUUGAUUCGUCACAAUAUUGUGGUUUUCCGGGGCGGAGAAGGAGCUCUUCAGGUCCUGCCGAGUCUGGUGGACGUGAUACCGGAGGCCAGGUUGAACCUGGUGAUUUACUACCUGAAACAAGACGAGAUCGGGGAAGCCUUUGAAUUAAUAAAAGACUUGGAACCUGCAGUUCCACAGGAAUACAUUCUGAAAGGCGUCGUUUACGCAGCCAUGGGUCAAGAAACGGGCUCCAGAGAGAACGUCAAGACGGCGCAGCAAUAUUUCCAUCUGGUCGGCUCUUCGGCAUCGGAAUGCGACACAAUACCCGGAAGACAAUGCAUGGCCUCUUGUUUCUUCCUUUAUCGACAGUUCGAAGAGGUCCUGGUUUACAUGAACUCCAUAAAGACUUAUUUCUCUAACGAGGACUGCUUCAACUUCAACUACGCGCAGGCGCAGACCGCCGCGGGAUACUUCAAGGAAGCGGAAGAAGCUUUCUUGAUGAUCCGAAACGAGAAAUUGAAGAACGAUUACGUGUACAUCAGUCUCUUGGCUUAUUGUUACGUGAUGAACAAGAAGGCUCAGCUCGCUUGGGAGUUGUAUCUCAAGAUGGACACUUCCGCGGAGUCGUUCAGCUUAUUGCAACUUAUUGCUAAUAGUUCUUACAAACUUGGUGAAUUUUGGUAUGCUGCGAAAGCUUUUGAUAUGCUGGAGAGGAUGGAUCCUACCCCUGAAAAUUGGGAGGGGAAACGAGGGGCAUGUUGCGGAACCUUUCAGUACAUUGUUGCUGAAAAACAGCCAAAGGAACUGUUGCCGGAAGUCAUCCAGCUUUUACGGAAUACUUCAAAUUCUCAAGUCGAACAAAUUAUUCGAGUUAUGCGCAAGUGGGGGAAAGACAACAGAGUGAAUUGUUAAUAAUUAUUACUUAAGAAUGAUUAUUUGUAAAGAAGAUAUUCGACAAUAUCGGACCUAACCGUCCAACGAGGAAUUAAUUAAUUAACAUCGUUUACUAAAUCCGUCCAUAUUCAAACUAAUUGCAUUAUUAUCGUUAAUCGAUCAUAAAAAUACCAUAAAUAUUGUUACUAAUUUAUAACAUUCAAGGAAACUUAACGUUAUCGAGGAAUAAGAAACGAGCUCAACUUUAAACAUUUCUCGAGUCUCGUUUUUUAUUAUAACAACAUUCACUUGUUUUAUAUUUUUCACGAUAUUUGCAAGCUGCAAAUUAUUUGUUAACCUCGCAUUUAUUUAAACAUUUCAAGGGAGAUAAUUGGGGAAAAUGGUAAAAGUUGAUAAAUGUUGAAAAAUAGAAGACUGGAGAGUGAGGUUAGGUUUAAUAUAAAAUAGAUAUAUAUUUAAACUGUGAUACACACUCAUUUCCACGUUAAUGAAUAAUCGUCAAUUAAUUUUUAACAAAGACAAUAUGUGAAAUAUCCGAGACACUAAUCCACGGCGAAUUAUUUAUUUAACACGCUCGCUCGUCAUUCUUCAUAGAAUGAUUCUCGAAUUUCCGGUCGUUUUUUCAAAAUUCCCCAAAUUUCGGAAUUUGCAAAAAACGUCAAAUUGGAAAAAUCUUUUUUUUUUAUAAAUCGUCGACCGGAAACUCGAGUGAACACAAAAAGACGGAAAGUUUUCACGUUGUUCUUCAAAAAUUCAUUGUUCGUUCGAAACGAAAAAAUCGUUCGAUCUG
Molecule: messenger RNA, 2653 nt
Organism: Orussus abietinus
Lineage: Eukaryota; Metazoa; Arthropoda; Insecta; Hymenoptera; Orussidae
Gene: Ttc26
Product: intraflagellar transport protein 56
Exons: 9
Coding region: 232-1881 (549 amino acids)
Biological process (GO): intraciliary anterograde transport; intraciliary transport involved in cilium assembly
Cellular component (GO): ciliary base; ciliary basal body; intraciliary transport particle B
Molecular function (GO): intraciliary transport particle B binding; protein binding
Source: RefSeq, a predicted model, not a curated record